Vitrella brassicaformis is the source of this 2040-nucleotide messenger RNA. NCBI's taxonomy places the organism in Eukaryota, Vitrellaceae. The record is from the annotation of a GenBank genome assembly.
CAUGGAUACGCAGACACACAUCAUGCAUUGAGGACGGCCCUGCCCACGAGCUUGACCGCCACGCCAUAGCCGCUAGAAUCACAGGUGAAGUCAAUCGUCACCGGCUCACCCUCAAAGUGACCCGGAAAGUCACGCACUGCACGAACAAACCAGAAACAAGACCAAUGAGCAUCCCACACGUGUGUCUCUGCUACACAUACGGUCGGUCCUCCUUACUCGCUUCGGUGUGAUACGGGAAGUGGAGUGCGUCGCACAGCUCCCUUGCCAGUGUGGGCUCAUGCGUCUUCAGGUUGAGAAGGACGGCCAGCCGUGUCGGGCCCUCAGGCCCGAAGGCCAGCUGGAGGGCCACUUUCCGGAACAUGAGAAGGCUCAGCACGUCCAAGGCCUCCUCUGGGGGCGGUGAAACCUCCAGGAGCUUAAAAUGCACCAGCGCGUCCGCAACAGACUGCGUACAAGACGGCAGAAGCGCAGAGGCAGAUGCAGAUGAGACACACACAGACAGCUCUCCUCGCAUGUGUCUCAGGUACCUUUGCAAUCAUGGGUUCCUCUUCCUUCCGCCCCGCAAACAGCCAAAGGAACAUGCCCUUGGACGAUCUCUUUCGUGCUCGCACCCCUGUGGUCUCCCCGUGAUCAUGAUGUAUGGUGUUUUGCGGUCUGCUGGCUGGAGACGACCCCAUUGCGGCGGCCAGCCUUACGCGUACCUCCGACAGGCGCACAGAGGAGUCGCCACCCUCCUGGGCAGGGCUGACAGGAGGUAAUGCGGGGUCACUUGGUGGCGCCAGGGGGCUGGAGGGACUAUCUGGGAGGGAGAAGGCAAGGCGAGACUCUGGCUCCGUUGGAAACAACGAGUGGCCGUAGUUGGCUGCUGUGCCACCUACGGAACAAAGAUCGCAAGGAAAGAUAUUGGGUGAUACGUCAGCUGUUUCCGCCCUGGCUGCUGCUCGUCUGACCUUUGGCCAUGAUGGCAUCGACCCAUUCACCGUGGGGGAUGAUGACGCCUGCGACAUUCCACGGCACGGGGGCCUCCAGAGUGUAUCCCGCAUCAAUGGCCGCUAUGUCGAGACCUAUGUUCUUCAGCCGACACCAAAGGCUCAAACGCUUGGCCUGCAACGCAGAAAGGACCGCAUCUCGCCGUACAAUGGAGAGACACACGGCCCUGGGGUGCCUCCCUCGUACCUUGAUUUCCUUCUGCGUAUCGACCAGCUUUUCGAUGGCCCUUGUCGGCAGCUUGGUCUGCGUCACGAAGGCCACCGCCAGCCCCACCAUGAGCGUCUCUUCGCCGCUGAGGGUCACUUCGACUGUCCUCCCAUUGCAGUAGCUCGUCACUAUGCCCCUGAGGCUUCCCGUGUCCUUCUGCACGGCAGGCUCGAACACCAGUCUCUGCCAGGAUGCCCAAAACUCGAGCUGAUCCCUGGACGCUUCCAGCUUCUUGAGCCACUCAUGCACCCGAACCGCACUUAUGUUGCCGAUCUUCUCUUGCGAGCCGAUCGUCUUGCCACGGCCCAGAGAGCUCCUCAGUCGCCUGCCGGCUGAGCCAAGGGACUCGUCAAAACGCCUCUUGCGACGCCGGGUCUGGCUCCUCUUCAAGCUCGAGCCUUUGCUUUGGAGCGUGGUGUUCAGCCCCUCGUCCCUGCCUGACGACAUGAACCCAGACCGCACAGAGGCUGACGACGGCGGACCGCCCCUGCCGAAAAAGGGUAGCCGCAACACUCCAACUCGCGAUGGUGAAGUGACGCUUUCCACUGGGUUUGGCCUCGUGUCGUUGUUUUGGUCCUGGUCUUGGUCUUGGUUAACAGCUGGCGGCUCCUCGCGGUCUGGGAAGCCUUUGGUUUUGAUUUUGUUGGCGAUGCCCUUCGCUACCUUGGCUGUUUUGGCCCUUGAGGGUGGAUCUUGAGUCGCUUGGGACGCCUGGCAACAGCCCAUCGUGUUGCAAGUGGAAGACAGCCGCAAAAAGCAGGCCGAUCGUCGAGAGGACGCGGCUUUGUGGAUGGGAUCGGAUGAAUGGAUGGACAGGUAGGUCCAGCAGAUGGACGUUCGCUG